This is a messenger RNA of Schizophyllum commune H4-8, 383 nucleotides long. RefSeq lists its product as uncharacterized. Bases 6 to 326 code for a protein of 106 amino acids. NCBI's taxonomy places the organism in Eukaryota, Fungi, Basidiomycota, Agaricomycetes, Agaricales, Schizophyllaceae. The record is from RefSeq and is a predicted model, not a curated record. The transcript has a single exon.
CAACCAUGCGUUUCUUCCAACUUGCUGCUCUUUGCACUAUUGCCGUCGGCUCUACGUCGACUUUGGCGGCGCCGAUGCCUCUGCAUGCGCGGAGUGUGAGUAGAGGGCGUUCCCGUCUCCCAUCAAAGCUGAUCAGUUCCUCAAAGGCCGUCGUCGCGCACCCCGUGUACAUGAAGCGGGACCCUGCGCCUGCCCUCGCCGCCGAAACUGCCGCUGCGGCGACGGACGCUGCUGCCUCUGAUGCAGCCGCCGCGACUGCUACUGCCGCAGAUGCCACUGUACGUCCGAAUACUUUCCGGCCGAUGAGAACAUCACUCACCUCAUGAUAGGCUGCUGCCUCUGCGACCGCCGCCGCAGGUGCUUCCAACGACGGUGGUGAUGGU